This is a messenger RNA of Myxocyprinus asiaticus (Chinese sucker), 8291 nucleotides long. RefSeq names its product protein ELYS-like. The transcript has 36 exons. NCBI's taxonomy places the organism in Eukaryota, Metazoa, Chordata, Actinopteri, Cypriniformes, Catostomidae. The coding region runs from base 346 to 7968 and encodes 2540 amino acids. The record is from RefSeq and is a predicted model, not a curated record.
AAGCUGAGCGCGAGCUGACUGUUAGACAUUCUUGUAACGUCCGGUACAUUAUUCCUGCGCAUAUGUGCAUAUUUGAUAUAUUGCUAUUCAAACGCUCUGCGAGUAAACGCAUUUUCCUCGCGCGGUGACCAUUAGCACGUGCGGCUAGGCUAAUGUGAGGGGCUCAUGAUAAAAGUCUGCGACAGCACGACUGUAUUUGCGAUAUGAACCCCUUUUAUGUUUUAAAACACCGUUUAGUAUGCGUUUGAAUUAAUUGGAGGUGUGUAGUGGUUAUACUUUGUCUUUUGUUCGUUUAUGCUGAUGUUUAUGGUAUAGCUAGCGGUGCUAGUAGCGUGCUGAGUAAGCAUGCGUGACCUGGCAGCUCAAGUCACCAGCAGCUUGCUGCGCUUCCCAGAGGUGACGAUAGACGCUCUGGGUGAGGAUGAAGUUACGCUGGACUCUGUGCUGCAUGGGAAAUUUACUGUUGGGAAGAAUGCACUGGCCUGGCUUGCCUGUGGGCCUCAGAUGGAGGUGGUUCAUGCAGUUACUGGAGAGCGUUUCUCUGCCUACUGCUUCAGCGGGGUGUCCGAGCACCCACCCUCUGUGUUGACAGUAAGAGACUUCUGUUGGUUAAAGCGAACAGGGCUGCUCGUGGGUCUGGAUGAAGCAGAAGGCAGCAUGCUGUGUCUGUAUGAUCUUGGCAUCUCCCGCGUUGUUAAGGCUGUGGUCAUUCCAGGCAGGAUCACAGCCAUUGAGCCACUGGUUAGCUAUGGAGGGGCAAGUGCUAGCACACAGCAUCUGCAUCAGAGUCUGCGUUGGUUCUUUGGUGUGGCUGCUGUGGUAACAGACAUCGGUCAUGUUCUGCUGGUUGAUCUCUGUCUGGAUGACCUGUCCUGUAGUCAGAGUGAAUUGGAAGCUUCAGAUCUGGAAGUUGUCAAUAAAUCUCUAUCUGAGAUUCCUCGGUUAAGAGAGGGCGUGACUCAGCAGGGCAGACACUUGUGUCUGCAGCUUAGCAGCCCCACAGGUACUGGAGCAACAGCCCUGCAGUACAUCCAACGCACCAACCAGCUCGCUGUGGGCUUCUCUGAUGGCUUCCUGCAGCUCUGGAACAUGAAGACCCUCAAAAAAGAAUAUCACUCACAGCUAGAGGGUGGCAGAGUGCCGGUCUAUGCGUUUACCUUCCAGGAACCUGAGAAUGAUCCACGGAACUGCUGCUAUUUGUGGGCUGUGCAGUCUGCACAGGAUCAUGAGGGGGAUGUGGUUAGUCUUCAUUUGUUGCAGCUGGCCUUUGGGGAGAGGAAGUGCUUGACUUCAGGGAAAAUUAUCUAUGAGGGUCUGGAGUAUUGUGAGGAGCGUUACAGUCAGGACCUGAAUGGUACAUCAUUUCCUUUAAGGGCUCAGGCCAUUAAUACUCGCCUGAUCAGUUGUCAGACCAUUGAGAAGUUUCGCCACCACCCUGAUCGUGACGACAGCAUGAAUGAAGUGGCAUCUCCUGAUACAAGUGUGUCAGUUUUUAGCUGGCAAGUUAAGUCUUACGGACAAGGUCAACCAUCAACCUUCAUUGGAGUGUUUGACAUUAACAGAUGGUACCAUGCUCAGAUGCCAGAUUCACUUAGAGCGGGUGAAUCCUUGAGGAACUGUCCUUAUCUGGCUGUGUGGUCUCUUGACACUGUGGUAGAAAUGACAUCUCCCUGUCCCCUGAUGGACAUUCUGGUUCAUGAGCGCAGUCUCAGUAGGGGUCUGCCCUACACCAGCCCUCCACCAGAACAGUUCUUCAGUCCUACCACAUACAACUUCGAUGCUAGCUGUUUGCUUAAUGCUGGAGUUGUGCACUUUACUUGCUCUGGCUAUCAGAAAGAGACCCUGAGCUACUUAAAGAAGGUUGAACCAAAUUUAAGUGACCACAUCUCUAUUGGAUACUCACGCUGCCUCAUGUCUGGACUCUUGUCCUCUCGCCUGGCUGAUAUCCAGCCCUCCAACCUGUCACAGGAGGAGCAGCUUGAUGCCAUUUUGUGCACUGCUGUGGAGACAAGCUCACUGGGAUUCAUCACUGGCUGCAUUAAACAGUGGACCACUGAGGAGCAACCAGGAUCAGCUGUCAACCUGCGCUAUAUACUGGAGUGGGCCUGGAACAAGGUUGUGCACACUAAGGAUGAGCUGGAUGAAAUAUGUGCUCCACUCUUCGACAGCUCCACAAACUUCACAGAUCCCCAGACACUGCAGCUGCUACAGCACAGUCAGCGCUUGCUGGCAAACCUCUGCACCAUCUUUCACUCUUUGCUUUAUGAGGCUCAGGAGCUCACACAGAAAGGAUUGAUUGGACUCAUGAACAAAUGCAUGGUGUCAAGUUUGAUCUCCCAGUACUCUCAGGUGGUUCUGUGGUUUUGCCGAACUGGUCUACUUCCAGAGGCCUCUGAUGAAGUUCUGCAAAUAUCACGGCCCUUUUAUAGUUACUCGAUUAUUAAGAACUACUACAUCGGUCAAAGGGAAGAGUUGCAGAGACUGGCCAAGGACAAGUGGUGUGCAGACUGCCUCAUGAUUGAUGGCCUGGUUAGUCAAUGUGGGGAACGUCUUGCUGAACUCUGGAAAAGAGACGAGGGUGGAACAGGACAGUAUCCUCCACCAUCACUUCAUGCCUUGCUGGAUAUUUACCUCCUGGAAAACAUUGAAGAAUCUGCCAAACAUGCCAUUGUUAUUUAUUUGCUACUGGAUGUGAUGUACUCAUUUCCCAAUAAAAGUGGGGCAUCAGUGGAGUCUUUUCCCACAGCGUUCGCCAUACCUAUUGGUUUAGUAAAACUGGUACAAGGCCUGUGGUUGCUGGAUCAUCAUGAUCAUGAGAGGUCUUUGGAGCUGCUAUUGCACCCAGCCACCAGUCACUCUCUGUGGAGCUGGCAACAUAACCGCGUCCUGCAAGCUUUGAUGUGCCAACAGAAGCACAGCAUUGCACUUCGUUACCUACAUGUGAUGAAGCCUCCGCUAUGCACUACCAACGAAGCCAAGCUGUGCCUCUCUGUUCUGCUCCAUAACAGAUGUAUUGUGGAGGCCUGGGCGUUGUUAAGGCAGCACUGUAAUAAGUUAAACAUGGAGGAGGUGAUGAGAUUUCUCUUUGAGACCUCUCAGGAACUGGGUCUGAUGAAAGAGCUACUGAAGCUGCCCCUUGGACUGGCAGAGAAGGAGUGCUUGGAACGGUUCCUUCAAAGCACUGGAGGUUUCCAGAAUAGGGAGAUGCUUAUGGUCCACUACCUCCAGCAGGCAAAUUAUGUGUCUGCCCUUCAACUCAACCAGACCCUCAAAUUGAACCUUGCAACUGAUCGGGAUCCUAAAAUGAAGGAAAGGUCAAACACAAGGAACUCUAUUCUAAAUCAGUACGGGAAAGUUCUUCCUCGAGUUCAACGGAAACUAGCCAUUGAACGAGCAAAACCGUACCAACACCCUGCUACAAUCCACACAGAAGUUAAAAGACCCCAGCCUCUGUCCACUGUAGCUAAACGUUCAGCUUCUGAAACUGUUAUGACAAGAGCAGCCUUUAUUAAUAAUGUCCUCUCAAAGAUCGAAGAAGUGUGGGUUGGCAAGAACCCCUCUCCAGAGUCAUCUCCUUACAAAAGCCCCAGAGAGUCAGAGUUACCAGGUUCUAGCCUACAUCCUCCUCCUCCAAAUCUACUUGAGCCCUUUGUGGGAACACCUGUCAACAUGUUAACCAAGAGGAUGUCCAGGCUUCUGGAUUUGGUCGUGAAGCCAUCUUCACAAAGUUCUCCAGAGAGUUCUAAUUUGCCGGGAACGCCUUUAAGACCCAUUACCUCAUGGGCUGGCCCAAAAAGCAUCAGCAAGGCUCCUGAGCUCAAUCUGCUACAAACUCCACAAGUGGUAAAGAGAGCUCGAGCCUUGGCAUCAGGUCCGGUUUUCUCAGCCUUUACCCCACAGUCUAUUCUAAGGAGCAGCCUACGUCCCACUCCUGUGGCCACACCCUCUGCCUCCCCAGGUCGAUCCAUCACUCCCCCUCUCCACCCCAAAGAGAGUCGUAUUACCUUCAUAGAGGAGGCUGACUCUCCUGAACCUCCCAAGGGUACCGUCCACUGGAACACUGGGAUGGCCAUUAAUAGGGAGAGCAAUACAUCUAAGAGAUCUUCCCCACCUCCCAAAGCAAUCAUCAAGGCCUGGAGUGAACAUUCAGAUGCGGAAGAGGAUGAGAAAGAACUGAGCAGGACCAGCAUGCCCUCGCUGGAAGAGAGAGAGAACACUGAUGUAGAAUCUGAGACUGGAUCUUCUGUUAAAGAGAUCCCUGCAGUGGUGACCAAACGAGUGCUUCCCACUCUUGUGCGACGCCCUAGUCUUGGGCAAGAAACGAGUCUAGUGUCCAACCAGUCUGAUAGCACUCUUGAGUUCCAUGAUGCUCCAGCUCCUGAGGAUUUUAUGGAAGCACUGAAAGAACAUCAUGUGGACAACAGCAUGGAUCGGGAGGUGACUGUAAGACUUCCUAACACUUCAGAGGAAGAUUUACCCCCAGUAAGAGAUUGCUUUACAGCAGAGUUGCCCUCUGUUGCCAAGCCUGAUAAAGACCAGAAUACAGAUGAGAACAGGACUGAGCAAAAUUUGUCCAGUGGCGAGAGGCCUUUAGACACACAGCAAGCUCAGCAACAGAGUCUUGAGCUUGAGGUUAAUGUUGAGAACAAUCUCAAAAAGGAAGUGACUGAGGAGCAGUGUGAGGAAACUUCAGAGGCUCUGGUUCUCAAGCUGGACUUUAUGGAACCAGAACAUGUACUUCCAGUUGAGGAGCCAAGAGUAGAAUCUUUGGCUGAGGUUUCAGUACACCAUGAAAUACAGGAAACAACUAAAGCUGAAGAAUCGGUUAAUGAAUCUUCCAUCUUUCAUGAAGCUGUCAUUCCUCUGGCUGAAGAGACUGCAGACUGUAAGUCCACUGAUGAAAAUGCUGCUCCUGACACUGCAGAAGAACCAAUUGUCACCAAGCAAUCAGAACGGUUACCAGAAAAACCAGUCAGUGAGGCCUUCGUUUUGUCUGAGCUUCCAUCAGUUGAGUUGGUCCACCAUGGACCUGUGGCUGAUGCUGCACUGCAUACACAAAUUACUGGUGAACAUGAGAACAAUGAGGAAUCAAUGGAAAUCUCAGAUUUGGAUGCUUUUGUGGAACAGCAUUUAUUUGGCCCAGAUCUUUCCUCACCCUUGACCCGGUACAGUAUUAAAUCAGAGGCAUCACUGAAAAGUGAACCAGUUUGUGACAUCAAGGAAGUUCAACCUGAGAAUGCUGCAAAUCUGAAAACGCAGACAUCUGUCACCUCAUCAGAACCUGCAUCCUCAGAGUCCAGAUCUGUAGUGACGUUGAAUGACAGUGAUGAGCUUACUAGUGCUGAAUCUGAGGACGAGACUGAGGAUGAAGAAACUGGAGAUGACAGGGCAGAGGACUCGGGUAGUGAAGUUGAGAUCAUAGAGGAAGUGAAGGGUAAUGGUAGCUAUAGCCACCAGCCUGGUCCUGCCCUUUACUUGGAGGAACUCCCACCAAAUGAGCAGUACUUCCAAGAACAAGCCAGUGCCAUGCUCUCACUGAUCACUCCUGAGGCACAGUUGAAAGUUGUAGACAGAGACAUGCAAGAGGAGGAAGGUGAAGUUCUAAUGGUUGGCCUUGACCCUGCAGAUCUAGAUGAGGAAGAUGCUGUGUGUUAUACUAAGCUAAAACCUUCCACCACCCUCCUGGUGCCUGUAGAGCUAGCUGAGCAGCAUAGGCAUCUUAUAGAUGGAGCAAUUUUGCAGACCCACAGCAGUGAGGGUCAAGCAGACUCUGGAUUUACACUAAUGUUGGAGCCUGAUGUGGAGGAGCUGCCUAUCACUUCAGAGUUGGACCCCAAUUAUCAAUUGCUACCUCUACACGAGGAAGAACAACCUCAGGAUAUGGAGAAUCAGCUUGCAACAAACUCGGAGGUUGUCGUUUUGGAACAUGCUGUUCAUGUUCCAGACGACAACGAUUUAAAACAAGUAAAAGUCUUUGUGUCAGACAUUGAACCUGUUGUCAUUGGUGCUCCUGAAAUCAAAGAGCAACCAGACAGACCAAAUGAGGUACACCAUGAACAGAUGGUGGAAACAACAGCCAUACCAGAAUCAGGACCUUCUCUUCAAGAGACAGAAGGACUUGCCAAUGGUGACAGGAUAGAUUCUGGUCCUUUUGAGAUGCAGGAAGAAUCAUAUGCCCCUCUUCAUGAGGAGGUAUUGGAGUCUUCUCUGCCAGAGAAUGUCUUGCCCCCAGAAAUGCUUUUGGUAGACGCGAAUGAGGAUGCAAAAUUGGAUGCAGGGAUGUUAUCUCUUGCUAAAGAAAAUGCAACUGAAUCUAGCCAAGUAGGAAAUGCACCCUCAUUGGCUGGAGAAUUUAAGGAACUUUCCACGACAAAAGAGUUGGCAAGACCAAAGUCUCCAGCAAAAUCUAGGUCGCCUGCAAGAUCUAAAGUACAAAGAUAUGAAAAAGAUAGAGAGGAAGAUUUAGAGAACUUCAAAGAGGUGCCACGUAGCCCAUCACGUAAGACAAGGAAAACGGUCACGUUUCCUGUGACCAACCUUGAUGCUGAGAAACAUCUUACUGAGGAGGAGCAAAUGGAUUCUCAGGUACCUUCAACACCAAGACGUGUUACAAGGAGUGGCAAGCAACUACAAGACUGUCAAGUUCCCGUUACACCCAGAAGAAGCACAAGAAAAGCAGAUGCAGAACAGAGGGAUAACAAGGAUGACCAUAAAAUGCCUUCUGCAAAUGUAUCAAAGCCAUCAAGUCCAGCACGAAAGACCCCGCAGAAAGCCACACCUAGGAAAGGAUCCCGAAGAACCAGGAACACAACAGUGGAUGAAGAUGUUGAGGCCCUGUCCACAGACCUUCCUCCAAAUGAUUAUUCAGAACUGCAGGCCAGACAGAGAACCAGAAAAGCACAAGUAACCAUCGUUGAUGUUCCAGAAACACAUCAAGUAGUCCCAGACGAGAGGGUACAGUCUGCCAAAGUACAUAGCAGUCCUAGUAGGGUUACACGCAAGUCCACCAGAGGACUUUCAUUAGAAUGUUUCCAACAGGAUCCUCCAGAAGAUGCUGUAGCUCUAAAUCAACCCCUUAAAACUCCUCCAAGGAGCAGGAGAAAGACCGUAUCCAGGACUAUGGAGAAAGCUAACAAUGCCACCUUCAUUAUUGAUGAUGCACAACUUAAAAGUGUUUCUAGACACUUAACCAGGAGCCAACAUUGGAAUCAAAAAGAGACUCCUGGCAAAGAGAGUGAAGACUUGGUUCCUCUUGAACUGGAGACUGAUGUUCCCCUGGCUGAUUCCCUUGCAGAACGACUCAAAGGCAAGGAAGCCAGCAAGGAGAGUGUUCCGGUUGUAACUGAAAUAAUACGUACCAAAAGAGGAACCAAUAGAUCUGCAGCAUCACUGAAUGAAACUGUGAAUGCAGUCAUUGAAGAAUCAAAAUUGGUGGUAUCUGAUGAAACGCAAGAACCUGUGAGCAAGUCACUUGAAAAUGCUAGACGUACACGAGCAAGCAAGGUGUCAAAACACCUUGUCGAACAGAAUUCUUCAUCUGUCAGUGUUUCGGUCACUUCCACAGCUGACUUGAAAAAAAGAAGAGGGAGGAGAAAAGGAGCAGUUGUACAAAAUGAUACUGAAGUGCCAGAGAUAUUGACCCCUCUUGUGCCUCGAACACGAAGCUCAGAAGAUGCAACUGAAUCUCAAUCCAAUGAGGACAACGGCCCAAUGGUAGAUGUUGCAGUGGAAACUGAGGCUGUCAAACCCAGAAGGAAGAGAACAACCAGAACAAAAGCUGCCCCAGAACCUCCACCCCCAGUUGAGAUCAGAUUUCUCUCCCCACUGGCCAGUCCAGUUGAACCAAUUGCUAGAACCAGAAAAAGAACUGAUGAAAAGGAAACACCCUCACUUAGGAUGAACCUACGCCGUAAACGCAUGAUGGAUGCCAUUUUUCCCAAACCUGUUACACGGAGGAAGAAACUUUGAUUGUGAUUCAGAAAUCUUUGUUUGGACUAUUCUCCCAAUGCACUGAAAUGUGCAUUACCAUUUGAUUGCUUUUUCUGCUCUCCUUGUUUCUUAAGAACUUUGCAACUGCCUGUUUUAUAACGAAGAUAAUCAAUGAAUAAUGUUGGGGAUACAUAAACAUCUAAUUUGGGAUAAAUCAUUUUAUAUAAAUGAUGCUUACAGUGAGGAGCACUGAAGGACUUAAGCACCAAAUAGGAGAUGACUUAGUUUUUAAAUGUGUUUCUACUAAUUGAUGCAAAUGUAAAUAGCCUUUUAGAUAUGUUAUAAAUAAAAUUUGAUAAUUA